Messenger RNA from Lipotes vexillifer (Yangtze River dolphin), 839 nucleotides. RefSeq names its product T-box transcription factor TBX22-like. Gene Ontology annotation, cellular component: chromatin; nucleus. The annotation marks the transcript as partial. The record is from RefSeq and is a predicted model, not a curated record. The transcript is spliced from 5 exons. Gene Ontology annotation, molecular function: RNA polymerase II cis-regulatory region sequence-specific DNA binding; DNA-binding transcription factor activity, RNA polymerase II-specific. Gene Ontology annotation, biological process: cell fate specification; regulation of transcription by RNA polymerase II; positive regulation of DNA-templated transcription. NCBI's taxonomy places the organism in Eukaryota, Metazoa, Chordata, Mammalia, Artiodactyla, Lipotidae.
CACCCUCUCCAGGGAUGGCUCUGAGCUCUCGGGCGCACGCCUUCUCGGUGGAAGCCUUGAUGGGCAGACCCAGCAAAAGAAAACUGCGAGACACAAGAGAGGAGGCGCAACUUGAGCUGCUUGAGAAAGAGAGUGGAGAGGCGGAGGAGGAGAGAUGGAGCAGCGCCGCAGGAAGGAAGAGCGAGCAGACUGAAAAGCGACCCAAGACAGAGCCCUUAGCAACUACUUUCUCAGGCUGUGGAAGCGGCAGCGGCGGCUGCAACAGCUUCGGAAGUCUGGAAGAAAGAGAUUCUAUCCAAGUGGAGCUUCAAGGAUCCGAGCUGUGGAAGAGAUUUCAUGACAUUGGAACUGAGAUGAUCAUUACCAAGGCGGGCAGGAGGAUGUUCCCCUCUGUUCGGGUCAAGAUAAAAGGACUGGACCCAGGGAAACAGUACUAUGUGGCCAUCGAUGUGGUGCCGGUGGAUUCCAAACGCUAUAGGUACGUGUAUCACAGCUCGCAGUGGAUGGUAGCCGGGAAUACAGACCACUCAUGCAUCACUCCCAGGUUCUAUGUUCACCCGGACUCACCUUGCUCGGGAGAGACAUGGAUGCGUCAGAUCAUCAGCUUCGAUCGCGUGAAACUCACCAACAAUGAGAUGGACGACAAAGGCCAUAUCAUUCUGCAGUCCAUGCACAAGUACAAGCCCCGUGUGCAUGUGAUGAAGCAGGAAAGCAGGGUUGACAUGUCCCGGAUUCAGUCCCUGCCUGCUGAAGGGGUUAAAACAUUCUCCUUUAAAGAAACUGAGUUUACCACGGUGACAGCUUACCAAAACCAGCAGGUAAAGCCAACUAAGUCCCAG